AUCUCGUCAGCGUUUGCGCGUGACCCUGGACACAGGUGAGAUUGAAUGGCCAAGCAUCAGGCAGAAACUCCAGGACUUCUGCGAAAAAAAGGGCUGGGGCAACUGCAAGGUCCAGUAUCUCAACGGCACAGCGCUGGUGAAGUUGUGUGACCCAAGCAGCCUGAGGCGUUACCUUGAGUUGCACUGCCAGGUUUUGGUCGGUGACACUGCGACACUGCCCCUGUAUCUGGUUCCAGAUCCAACGGAUGGCCCUUCUUCAUCUACCACGAGUGGAGAGGAGAUUGUCUUGGAAGUGGACCAGGAGGGCAGCCCGAUGAUCCUGACUCUGGAUUCAGACAUUUUGCUGGGAGAAGGAGGCUUUGGUAAAGUGCUGCGAGCCAAAGACAGAGAAACGCUUACUUCCUAUGCAUUGAAAAUGUCCUUCCAAGAUGAACUGUCGCAGAAACACAUGAAAACAGAGAUUUCCACUUUGGUUCCGCUGACCCAUCCCCAUAUCGUUAGCAUCCUGCAGCAUGGAUGUGUGUUGGAUCCGGUCACUGACCGCCUCCCAGCGUACAUGAUGGACUUGGGCCUGUGCUCAGUUGAUGCUUUGCUUGCCACAGGAUGGCACAACAAGGCAGCUGCUCAUGCUGCGCAGAGAGAUGUGAGUUCCGCACUGCAGCAUCUUCAUUCUAAAAAGUUGGGGCACAUGGACGUGAAGCCCGGAAAUUGGCUUGUUACCAAUAAACUCACAGGGCCCGAUGGCCAAACCCAGCUCGAACUUAAGCUGAUUGAUGCUGGUGGGGCUGGAAGGCUUGACGAAGAUCCUGUGACAUCCUGUACUGCAGGGUAUGCACACCCAAUGCAUCAGGGUGAAGGCUCUACACACAUGAUUGUGAGGUAUGCUCAGGCUUUUUUUGAUUGGUAUGGUUUGCGCAUAUCAAUUUUCCAGCUUUCGAGCUCGGACUCUGACCAUGACCAUGGAGUUCGGACAGACCAGCAAGUCCUUCAGAAGGCUUCAGAGAAUGUGGCAAGCGACAAAAAGUUCAUCCUGCAAGCAGUCCAGGAGAAUGGCUUUGCACUGCAAUUUGCUUCUGAGACGCUUCAGGCUGAUGAGGAGGUCGUGAUGGCAGCAGUUCGACAGCAUGGCUUUGCUUUGCAAUUUGCAUCUGAGAGCCUCCAGGCUACCCAGAGGGUCGGAUUGGAGGCAGUCCAACGGCAGGGGGGUGCGUUACAAUUUGCAUCUGCCAAACUCCGGAGUGACAAGAAGGUUGUCAUGCAAGCAGUCCAGAACUAUGGCCGUGCGCUGAGAUUUGCCUGUGAGACACUGCAGCGUGACAAGGAUGUUGUCAUGUUAGCAAUCCGACAGGAUGGGGAGAAUUUCUUGGGGGAGUACUCUUCGCUGGAAUUUGGCUGCAGGACACUCCAAAGUGACAAGAAUUUUGUUCUGGAAGCAGUCCGACAGCAUGGCCUUGCGCUGAGAUUUGCUUGUGAGACACUCCGGACUGACAGGCAGGUUGUAUUGGCAGCAGUCCAAAACGAUGGCCUUGCAUUGGAAUUUGCAUGCAAGACACUCCAGGCUGACAGGCAGGUUGUAUUGGCAGCAGUCCAAAAGGAUGGCUUUGCACUGCAAUUUGCCAAGACACUCCAGGCUGACAAGGAGGUUGUAAUGACAGCAGUCCGCAAGCGUGGCUUUGCACUGCAAUUUGCUUCUAAGACGCUUCAGGCUGAUGAGGAGGUCGUGAUGGCAGCAGUUCGACAGCAUGGCCUUGCGCUGAGAUUUGCUGGGAAGAAACUUUGGAGUGAUAAGGAGAUUGCCUCAGCAGCCGUCCAGAAUCAUGGCCGUGCGCUCGAAUUUGUAUCUUUGACAUUCCAGAGUCAGAAGGAUUUUGUUCUGGAAGCAGUCCGGCAGGAUGGGACUGCUCUGCAACAUGCUUGCAAGACCCUCCAGGCUGACAAGGACGUUGUCAUGGCAGCAGUCCGGCAACAAGGCUUCGCGCUUUUUUAUGCGAGUGGGACCCUCCAGAGUGACAAAGAGGUCGUCAUGGCAGCAGUCCGGCAGGAUCGCUUCGCCUUGAAUUUUGCUUCUGCGACUCUGCAGAGUGACAAGGACGUACUGGCUUCGGCGAAAGCGCGAGAGAACGGCUUCAAUGUUGACCGGGAUGACAAAUAGAUGAAGAUAGCUUCAUCACUGAGCCCGGUUUUACAUCCGCAGCAUUUUGCCUGUGGGCUGUGUACAUAGCAGAGCACCAGUGCCGAAAACUUGGCCUUGAUCUCUG
Molecule: messenger RNA, 2258 nt
Organism: Cladocopium goreaui
Lineage: Eukaryota; Dinophyceae; Suessiales; Symbiodiniaceae
Source: the annotation of a GenBank genome assembly